AUGGUAAAACCAUGUGUGGCGCACAGUGACAAGGCAAGCGAAUUUGAAGGAAGGUGCUUCCCCUCUGGUAUUAACAACGCGCUGUCAGCCUUCCAGUGGAGUGGAGACUUCGAGGAAAUGGACAAGCUCUUCAACGUCAGCAAGAGGGUGAUGGAUUCAAAGGGGCAGCCUGCGCUGCGCUGGAGCAAUAUCAUGAUGCGCCCCAUGAUCACGUUCACAGAAGUCAGGCAGUUCCCCGUUUGGGAGAGAGGGGACGACCCCAGCAUCGCCGAAGUUAUGGAUCUGUUGGAGCGCAACGUAGCCGUAUUCAAAUCGGAGCUCCAGGCCCUCAAACGAGGUGGUCACUUCAGUGCUGCGUACGACCACCUCGUGGGAAGAGGCACCUGGUCCAAGGUCAGCCUCUUUACAGACGGGCUGUGGAGCGAGGAGUUCUGCGCCGUUGCCCGCGAGUCGUGCCGGUUGCUGCGGAACGGACUGCCUGGAAGGAGCCGAGAGGUCCCGUACGCAGUGAUGAACCACGAGGAGGUCGUAUUUUUCUACUCUAGCCCUGGGUCCCGAGUGCUGCCGCACAACGGCGCGCAGAACGGGCGCAUCAACGUCCACAUAGGGCUGGAGGGCUUCGAGGCGUCGAGGAUUGUGGUCCACACAGGCAUCAACCAGACGCGAAGUCUCAGCUGGAGCGACUCGGAGGCCGUCGCUUUCAACGACGGAUGGAUACACGAGGUCGUGAACGGAGAGAGCGACGAGCGCUACGUGCUGGCUCUCGGCAUCAUGCACCCAGACAUCUGGCAAGGACGCGGGCGUCGCCAACUGGCUGGCCCUGGAGGCCGAAGCCGAAGGGGAAAGCCCCGGGAUGGAGCACAAGACGGGUCGUUGGGAAGCGGGGGUCGACUAGGUGUGAGAGUGACCUUUCGCUGGAGUGACCUUUGGUGCGGGCUCACUGGGAUCACCCCGAUCGCUGAGCGCGGUGCGACGGCAGCGGCCUGUGAGCUUAGGUUUGGCCCCCUCGCGCCCCCCAAAACCGCGCACCAAAAGGUCACUCUUGCCUAUCACUCUUGCGUGCGCAGUCAAACCGCAUAG
Prorocentrum cordatum is the source of this 1080-nucleotide messenger RNA. NCBI's taxonomy places the organism in Eukaryota, Dinophyceae, Prorocentrales, Prorocentraceae. The record is from the annotation of a GenBank genome assembly.